GCUAGGACACUAGUUUUGCUGCCAAAACUCUGUCAAUGGAAACACCAAUGCUCUAGGCAGGAGGCAGAUCUUUUAGGUACUCGAUCACGUCGGAAGCAUAGACAUAUAUAUUUAUGGUCGGAAUGUUUACCUGAACCUAGCUUCAACUCAAUGUAUUCUAGAUGAACAGCAGGACAUUGUGCUGUAAACACUCCCUUUAAAUGCAUUUCUUAAUAUCAGAAUUAAAAAAAGACGGUUCAGUCACAGUUAUUCAGUACUCUUAAUAAUCCGACUUUUACGGGACAGGGAAAGUGUCGGACUAUCAAAGAUCAACAAUGAGCACUCGAGAAGAAGAGUCUCGUCAGAAUAUUCCCGCAGGUAUAGUCAAGGCCAUAGCAAUGCUCGGGAAAAAGCACAAGUUUGAGGACUUUGAAGUGAUUAUUGAAGGGGAAAGCAUCAAAUGCCACUCCUUUCUUCUCGCCUCGUGUUCCGAGUUCUUCUAUAACCUCCUGGACUCCAACAUGAAGGAGAAACAAGAGAUGAAAGUUAAUCUCCAGAAUAUUUCACUGAAGAGCUUCAAGCUCAUACUGGAUACCCUCUACACCGGAAGUGAAUUGCUGACCAAAGACAAUGUCUUGGAAAUUUGGGCAACAGUUCACGAGCUCCAAAUUGAAUUCUUAAUUCAACACUGCGAAGACUUUGUGGUGGACAAUGUCACGUUGGAAACGAUGCGCGUGUACAAAAGGCAAGCUGACAUCCUUCACUGCCAGAGUUUCUCUGAUCGCGUCUUCCCGUUUAUGCUUGAUAACUUCAUGAGUUUAAAAAAAACUGAAUCCUUUUAUGAAUUGGAUCUGAAAGAAAUGACAAAACUAAUCGAGAGUGACCAGCUUGUGGUCAGCUCGGAAGAUCACGCCUUGUAUUCAAUCUAUGAUUGGGUCAGUCAUGGGGAAAAGACAGCUCCGAAUGUCCAGGAAGGGGAUGAAAUUGCUACGGUGAACAACUUAGCAACAUUAGCUAAAGUCGAUGUUGCUGAAGCUUGCUCUGAUAUUAUCUCUCUCGUUAUCGACAAGGAGUUAGAAACUAAAGACGAAGAGGCUUCAAUAGGUUUAAGGAACGAGAGAGCUCUUUAUCUGCAUCAACUUCUAAAUAGCAGCAGGUACCUUCUAGCCUCCGAGGCUUGCAUCAAGAAUCUUUUGAUGAAUAAAUUAACCCAGGACAACGCAAAGGUGAAGAGGCUUUUGUCACAGGCGAAAGAGUAUAAGCGUCGCAGCAAUCUCAGUGGCUUUUGGCCAGAUGCAGCUAUUCACCGUGACUGUAGUCACAUGGAACACGUUGGCGUCAAUUGUGGAAGUAUCUUCGAGGCCUAUUCUUUUAAGAGACAAAAAUGGUUUUUCGUUCUAUCCGGCGGCGACCUCUCCUAUGGCGCUCUCGUUGUAAACUUAAACGGCCAACUCUACGGUUAUAAAACGGGUGAGAAAGGUAAUGAAUUGGAUCAUUAUUCAAACGAUAAAUGGGUCAGGGUGUUAACCCUAAAUAACAACGUCCUCCAGCUUUUAGCGCAUGACAAUUGUAUUUACAUGCUAAACGACAACAUGACACUAACAAAAUGUCAGCCCAACAACCAGACGACAAUCUCGGAACCGUACAGCCCAGAGACCGACAUUUUUCAACACUCAAUUAUCAAUGCGAAGUAUGCCAUGAGUUUCCACAGCAAUAUCCUCGUCUUUGAGUCAGUGGGGAACAACAACUCGGCGAAAACGGCAGUCCACUCGUGGCACGUGCAAAACAAUGACUGGACCUACGUGACCGAACUCGAGUUCAGCGCUGACAAAAUGACCAGCUUCAACGAUGACCACUUCUACUACAUCUUGGACAAAGCGGGGUUCUUGUAUAGAGUGGAGGAAGCCGAGUCUGUUCAUUUCUCUUUCAUUGAACAAAUAUGGGAUUUCAGGGUCGCACUGAACGGAGCUGUCCUGUUCAAGAAGGCGUUGUACGUGUGCGGCGAGCAGCGAGGGGAAGGGUAUUAUGUUACAAAAGUGGAGAAAAUCUAUUCCUCCUUAAAAUUUCUGAAUAAUAGAUGUUCAGGGCGGAAUUUUAUUCCCUUACUGUUUGAAAAAUCUGAGCUGACUAGCUGGCCGUAGAUUUUAUCUUUACAAAGGAAAUGCGACAGACGGCGCCAUUCUCUGUGGCCUGGAUAAGUUAACAUUUUGAACAGAAGUUGACCCAACUUGUCUACGUCCGGCAAAAUUAGGGCAAACUAUAAUGAGUUUCGUGUCCUCAUCAUUGUAAUGUUUACUUUGUAACACAUGUCUGACAGUGUCAUCAUUGUAAUGUUUACUUUGUAACACCUGUCUGACAGUGUCAUCAUCAUUGUAAUGUUUACUUUGUAACACCUGUCUGACAUGUGUCUUGACCGAAAAGUGGAUUUUAAAAUGAUGUUUUGAUUUUAAUCAUCUAAUUUCAGAGAACGUCUGUCGAAUAAAGCAAAAACUGUA
Messenger RNA from Biomphalaria glabrata, 2474 nucleotides. RefSeq lists its product as uncharacterized. The record is from RefSeq and is a predicted model, not a curated record. The coding region runs from base 315 to 2120 and encodes 601 amino acids. Gene Ontology annotation, molecular function: protein binding. NCBI's taxonomy places the organism in Eukaryota, Metazoa, Mollusca, Gastropoda, Planorbidae. The transcript has 3 exons.